This is a messenger RNA of Dromaius novaehollandiae (emu), 4517 nucleotides long. It is a transcript of the gene SMC4, whose product is annotated as structural maintenance of chromosomes 4. Gene Ontology annotation, molecular function: protein binding; ATP hydrolysis activity; ATP binding. The record is from RefSeq and is a predicted model, not a curated record. The transcript is spliced from 24 exons. Gene Ontology annotation, biological process: mitotic chromosome condensation. Gene Ontology annotation, cellular component: chromosome; condensin complex. The coding region runs from base 319 to 4212 and encodes 1297 amino acids. NCBI's taxonomy places the organism in Eukaryota, Metazoa, Chordata, Aves, Casuariiformes, Dromaiidae.
ACCACGUCAGUUUUUUUAUCUUGUGAGAAGUAAACUUUCUCAUGUCUGUUUUUCUCCAAACUGAAUUCGCCACUUGCUGCAUUUUAAACUCUUUGGGGAGAGUUUCCCUCCUGCAGUUGUCUUGCCUUGCUUCUCCUCAUCGGUUGCUUUCUAUUUCUGUUUUUUUGGGGAGCUGUGUUAAAGUGCCAGCUGAUGGACUUUGGUAAUGUUUUGUUCUUGAUCAGAUAACUUUAACAUCAGAACUAGAUUAAGCAAAGGAGAUAGAUCCCUUCAGUAGUUUGAUUGCUUGGAAUUGAAGGGGAACAGCCAACAGAAAUCAUGCCAAGCAAGAGCACCAAAACCUCUACAGCAGUCCAGGAGAAAGGCAGAGAGCCCUUGGAGGAUUCCACCAGUGACAUGGAUGUGGACAAAGGAGGUGACGGACAGCCUGGUGAAAUACCUCCACAAGCAGCCUCAAAUGAGGUACUUGAUAAUCGAAGUUUAGAAGAGAUUUUGAGUAGCAUCUCUCCUCCCCCACCACCAGCAAUGACCAAUGAAGCUGGUGCUCCUCGUCUCAUGAUAACUCAUAUUGUAAACCAGAACUUCAAAUCCUAUGCAGGGGAGCAAACUUUGGGACCUUUUCAUAAGCGUUUUUCUUGUAUUAUUGGACCAAAUGGCAGUGGAAAAUCCAAUGUCAUUGAUUCAAUGCUUUUUGUGUUUGGGUAUCGGGCACAAAAAAUCAGAUCCAAAAAGCUAUCUGUGCUGAUCCAUAAUUCUGAUGAACAUACAGACAUCCAGAGUUGUUCUGUGGAAGUCCACUUCCAAAAGAUCAUUGACAAGGAAGGAGAUGAUUAUGAAGUCAUUCCUAACAGCAAUUUCUGCGUAUCUAGAACUGCCUACAGAGAUAACUCUUCUGUCUAUCAUAUCAAUGGAAAGAAAAAGACAUUCAAAGAUGUUGGUAUUCUUCUUCGAAGCCAUGGAAUUGAUCUGGACCAUAACAGAUUCUUAAUUUUACAGGGUGAAGUUGAACAGAUUGCAAUGAUGAAACCAAAAGGCCAGACAGAACAUGAUGAAGGUAUGCUUGAAUACUUAGAAGACCUAAUAGGAUCUGCACGACUAAAAGAUCCUAUCCAAACACUGUGUCGCAGAGUAGAGAUUUUAAAUGAACAGAGAGGAGAAAAGUUAAAUAGAGUUAAAAUGGUGGAAAAAGAAAAGGAUGCCUUAGAAGGGGACAGGAAUAAAGCCAUUGAAUUUCUUUCUUUGGAAAACAAAAUGUUUAAAGAAAAGAAUCAUAUUUGUCAAUACUACAUCUAUGAUCUGCAAAAGCGAAUAAAUGAAAUGGAAAUGCAGAAAGAAAAAAUUCAUGAAGAAACAAAAGAUGUUAAUGAGAAGAGUAGCAAACUUGCAGAUGAAAUGAAAACAAAGAAUAAAGCGUUGAAAGAACUUGAAAAAAAACUCAGUAAAAUUACAAAGUUCGUAGAAGAAAAUAAAGAAAAAUUUACUCAGUUGGAUUUGCAGGAUGUUAAAGUAAGGGAAAAAUUAAAACAUGCCAAAAGUAAGGCUAAAAAACUUCAGAAACAACUUCAAAAGGACAAAGAAAAGGUAGAAGAACUGAAAAGUAUACCUUCCAAUAGUGAAAAAACUAUCAGCGAAGCAACAUCUAAGAAAGAGCUUCUUGAAAAGGAAAAAGAGAAAGAAGAAGAAAAACUAAAGCACGUUAUGGAUAGCCUUAAAAAAGAAACGCAAGGACUUCAAGAAGAGAAAGAGGGCAAAGAGAAAGAGCUUAUGGAGUUUAGCAAAACAGUGAAUGAAGCACGUUCAAAGAUGGAAGUAGCCCAGUCAGAGCUUGAUAUCUAUCUCAGCCGCCAUAAUACUGCGGUAUCUCAGUUAAAUCAGGCAAAGGAUGCUCUAAGGACUACUUCAGAAACUCUUAAGGAAAGGAAGGUCGCUAUCAAAGAGAUGGAUACAAAACUACCCCAAGCUGAACAGGAAUUAAAGGAGAAAGAGAAUGAGCUUGAGAAACUAGGAAGAGAAGAAUCAAAUGCUAAAAAUCUUGUUCGAACUCUACGUCAAAAAGUAGAAGAAGCCAAAAGUUCUUUAGCACUAAAUCGCAGUCGAGGAAAGGUGCUUGAGGCUCUACUGCAGGAGAAGAAAUCUGGAAGAAUUCAUGGAAUAUAUGGAAGACUGGGAGACUUAGGAGCUAUCGAUGAAAAGUAUGAUGUUGCUAUUUCAUCAUCUUGUGGUGCCUUAGAUUACAUUGUUGUUGAUACAAUUGAUACCGCACAGGAAUGUGUGAAUUUCUUAAAGAGAAAAGGAAUUGGCGUUGCCACGUUUAUAGCCUUGGACAAAAUGGCUGUAUGGGAAAAAUACAUGAAAAAAAUUCCAACUCCUGAAAAUGCUCCACGGUUGUUUGAUUUGGUGAAAGUAAAAGAUGAGAAGAUUUGCCAGGCUUUUUACUUCGCAUUACGUGAUACCCUGGUAGCGAGUAACUUGGAACAGGCUACCAGAGUAGCAUUCCAAAAAGAUAAAAGAUGGAGAGUUGUAACACUGCAAGGACAAAUCAUAGAACAGUCAGGAACGAUGACUGGUGGUGGAGGUAAAAUAAUGAAGGGCAGAAUGGGAUCCUCAGUCAUAAUUGAUGUUUCAGAAGAACAGGUUAGUAAAAUGGAAUCUCAACUGCAGAAAGAUUCAAAAAGAGCAAUACAGUAUGAAGAAGAGAAAAUUCAACUUGAAGAAGCCAUAGCAAAACUGCACCAAAAUGUUCGGGAAAUGAGAAAUACUUUAGAAAAGUAUACAGCAAGCAUCCAGAGUUUAUCUGAACAAGAAGUUCAUCUAAAAAUCCAGGUUAAGGAAUUUGAAGCAAAUGUAAUUGCUGCUGCUCCGGACAAAAACAAACAGAAAGAAUUGGAAAAAAUCCUUAAUACUUUUAAAAAAGAUUAUGACUGUGUUGCUGAAAAAGCUGGUAAAGUAGAAAGUGAAGUUAAACGAUUGCAUAAUCUCAUAAUUGAUAUCAACAAUCAUAAACUUAAAGCACAGCAAGACAAACUUGAUAAGAUCAACAAAGAAAUAGAUGAAUGUACUUCAGCUAUUACUAGAGCCCAAGUGGCAGUCAAGACUGCAGACAGAAAUCUGAAAAAAUCUGAGGAGUCUGUACUACGCACUGAGAAGGAAAUUGGAGAUAAUGAGAAAGAAAUUAAAGACUUAACACAAGAGCUGACUACCCUAGAAGAGAAAGCUACUGAAGUUAUGAAUGACUGCAAGCAAGCUGAAGAAGCAUUACCAGAAGUUCAGGAAGAACACCGCAGUUUACUCCAAGAGAUGAAAGCUAUUCAAGAUAAUGAACAUGCACUUCAAAAGGAAGCUCUUAACAUAAGACUUAAGAUUGAACAAAUCGACGGUCAUAUUUCUGCGCACCAGUCAAAGAUUAAAUACUGGCAAAAAGAGAUAUCAAAAUUAUCACUGCACUCCAUAGAAGAUAAGCCACCUGAGGAACUUCCAGUACUAAGUCAAGAAGAGCUUGAGGCUAUCAAAGAUCCAGAUAUUAUCAUUAAUCAGAUAGCUCUCCUGGAAGCCCAGUGUCAUGAAAUGAAACCCAACCUUGGUGCUAUUGCCGAAUACAAGAAGAAGGAAGAGCUGUACUUGAAACGUGUGGCUGAAUUGGAUGACAUCACUAAUGAGAGAGACAACUUCAGACAGGCUUUUGAAGAUCUUAGGAAACAAAGGCUAAAUGAAUUUAUGGCCGGAUUUAAUGUAAUAACAAAUAAACUGAAGGAAAAUUACCAGAUGCUUACUUUGGGAGGAGAUGCUGAAUUAGAACUUGUGGACAGUCUGGAUCCCUUCUCUGAGGGAAUCAUGUUUAGUGUUCGGCCUCCAAAGAAAAGUUGGAAGAAGAUAUUUAACUUAUCAGGAGGAGAGAAGACUCUUAGUUCACUGGCUCUAGUUUUCGCUCUUCACCAUUACAAGCCAACUCCGCUUUAUUUUAUGGAUGAGAUAGAUGCAGCUCUUGACUUCAAAAAUGUAUCUAUUGUAGCAUUCUACAUAUAUGAGCAAACAAAAAAUGCACAAUUUAUCAUCAUCUCACUGCGAAACAACAUGUUUGAGAUUGCAGACAGAUUAAUUGGAAUUUAUAAGACUCACAAUACAACAAAAAGUGUGGCAACAAACCCAAAAGUUAUUGCAUCUAAAGGACUAGCUGAACUUGGCGCUGUUGGGUAUAGUAUAGCUCAAAAAUAGAAGAGGAAUUAAAACUUUUUCCACUGUAUAUUUACAUUCUUAUUGCUGCUGUUUACCUUUUUUCUAAUCUAUUUUUGUGUUUUGAGAUUGAGUUCUAUGAGACUUCUAUUUGAGCUUGUUAAUAAAACUAGCCUCUGAAUAAAAUCCAUUAGAGUCCAUAUAGAUCUUAAUUACAUGAACUGAUUAAAAAAGAGCUAUUUUUCAAAUUAUGUAUCUACCUGCAUUUUAAUAUUCCAUUGCAAGGCUUCAUGCCAAUACUUGGGUUCUGCAUGUAGCUUUGUCUGUUUUUUACUAUAUAUAUAUAU